Molecule: messenger RNA, 1861 nt
Organism: Puntigrus tetrazona (Sumatra barb)
Lineage: Eukaryota; Metazoa; Chordata; Actinopteri; Cypriniformes; Cyprinidae
Gene: csnk2a2a
Product: casein kinase 2, alpha prime polypeptide a
Exons: 12
Coding region: 307-1353 (348 amino acids)
Biological process (GO): regulation of chromosome separation; protein phosphorylation
Cellular component (GO): cytosol; protein kinase CK2 complex; nucleus
Molecular function (GO): protein serine/threonine kinase activity; ATP binding
Source: RefSeq, a predicted model, not a curated record
UCGUUUAAUAAGCUGGCGGUCCGUAAGCAAAUACACUGGUUUCUGCAGCCUUUUGGACGCCCUUUGCUUUUCGCUUUGGCUUUUAGUAGCGCGAGCGUCAGCGCGAGGUCAUGCGCGCCGCUGCUGAGCAGCUGUCAAUCACAAUCGCUCGCGAGAGAUCGCAUUGAAGAGGCUCGUUACAGUGUUUUACGCUACCACGAUACUUUCUGCGGCAUCUCACAGCAGAGACGGUCGGCUUGUCGCUGUCGCUUGGAGCGUCUCGUAGUAGUAGGUGGAGGGAAGGCGGAUCGACUGGCCAAGCCCGCCAUGCCCGGUCCGGUGAGCAGCAAAGCACGGGUGUAUGCUGAUGCCAACACUGUGAAAAGCAAGGAAUACUGGGACUACGAAGCACAUGUGCCUAGCUGGAGCAACCAGGAUGACUACCAGCUUGUACGGAAGCUCGGGAGAGGCAAAUACAGUGAAGUGUUUGAGGCCAUCAACAUCAACAGCAAUGACAGAGUAGUCGUUAAAAUCCUGAAGCCUGUUAAAAAGAAGAAGAUCAAGCGCGAGAUCAAAAUUCUGGAGAACUUAAGAGGAGGAACCAACAUUAUUCGUCUUGUAGACACAGUGAAGGAUCCUGUGUCUAGAACGCCAGCCCUCGUAUUUGAAUACAUCAAUAACACGGACUUCAAGGAUCUCUAUCAGAGACUAACAGACUUUGAUGUCCGGUUCUACUUGUAUGAGCUUCUGAAGGCGCUGGACUACUCUCAUAGCAUGGGCAUCAUGCAUCGGGAUGUCAAACCUCAUAACGUCAUGAUAGACCACCAAAUGAGAAAGUUGCGGCUAAUAGAUUGGGGUCUUGCUGAGUUCUACCAUCCCGCACAGGAAUACAAUGUAAGGGUCGCCUCGAGAUCAUAUAAGGGACCAGAACUGCUGGUUGACUAUCAGAUGUAUGACUACAGUUUGGACAUGUGGAGCUUAGGCUGCAUGCUAGCCAGUAUGAUCUUCCAGAAAGAGCCAUUUUUCCAUGGUCAAGACAACUACGACCAGUUGGUCAGAAUCGCCAAGGUUCUCGGAACAGAAGAGCUAUUCAGCUACCUGAACAAGUAUCACAUUGAGCUGGACACACGCUUCAAAGAUCUUCUCGGCCAGCAGACCCGUAAGCGCUGGGAGAACUUUGUUCAGCCGGAGAACCAGCACUUGGUGAGCCCCGAAGCUCUGGAUUUGCUGGAUAAACUUCUGCGUUAUGAUCAUCAACAGAGACUGACUGCCCAAGAGGCCAUGGAACACCCCUACUUUUAUCCUGUGCUGAAGGGACAGCCUCUGUCAAACUCAGAAGGCGCACUGGCAAUAAGCAGCUCAACCACAACAUGAUGGGCUAAAAGCAGGAAAACCUUUUUACCUCAACGUGUCGUGCAGAGACAUGCUGCCUUUCAGGUGUGAUGCUUCAGUUUACUGGAGCAAGAAGUUAUUAAGCAACACAAGACUUGUACAGAAUGAACACAACGGGCCGUAGUCCCUCUCCUACAUUCACUUUGUAUUAGUGCUGCUUGCCAUCGUUAUCUAGGUACCAAACUGGUGUUAUUCUCCCACACCCCCCUUUUUUGAGUUGGACAUCUCCAUUUUCAUUUUUGGAACAACACUGAAUUAAGCUAUGAUAUUAUGACUGGGAAAGAAUGCCUGCUCUUUCCCCAUGAUUCUCAGGCUGUUGAUGAAUGAUGGGGGGUUCCCAAUCCUGGUUGCAUUAUGUACUGGAAGAUUGUGUUGUUCAAUGACUUGCCCUGCUGAUAUGAGCUCAGAUUAUAAACUAUAGUAUUGUCAGGUAUGGAGGCUUUACUGCAAUUUAUUGAAAAUAAGAUAUAUUAAAUGAAACUGUUUUUAA